AUGGCAAGAAAAAAGAGAUCUCAGGAAGCUAUCUUGGAAAGAACUAACAAAAAAAGAAGACAAGAAGAUGCUUUGUUGGAAAGUGGUACUUUUGAAGAUGCAGGAGAAUUAUCUGAUUCCAUGAUCUACGAGUCUACUGUGGCUAUACCGAAGAAGGCAUGGGAUGAUGAAGAACAAGACUAUGAGCUAGUUCCAAGGAAAAUUAAGGACGUUGAAGAAGACAUGGUUGAAGGGCUUCCUAUCAAAAUUAAUGGGAAAGUUGAAAGGAACCUAGUUAAACAAACAAAGAAAAAGGAUAUACACCAGCAGAAGGAAACGAACCUAGAAAUAAAUGAACAACCUGACGCAGAGCUGGAUGAAUCGCAAUCAAGUGAUGAAGAGGAAGAUACAGAAGAGAGAAUCAUUGAAUUAAAGGAGGAUAUAGCGGAUCUUGUUGAAAAGAUCAUGGAAGAUCCUGAAGAAAAUACAAUGGCGCUUACAAGACUCUGUAAAAUGGCAGGUUCGAGGAAUCCAAACACUGCGAAAUUUUCAAUCUUAGCCUUGGUUCCAGUGUUUAAUAGUAUCAUCCCAGGUUAUAGAAUCAGACCUCUUACCGACCUAGAAAAGAAAGAAAAAAUCUCGAAGGAAGUUGCGAAAUUAAGAACUUUCGAACAAAACUUGGUCCAAAAUUAUAAAAGCUAUGUCGAAAUAUUAAAGAAUUUGUCUAGAGUAGCCAAUAAUGAUACAUCUAUUAAAGUAAACCUUGGUGUUUUGGCCACACAAGCUGCUCUUCGUAUUAUUUCCAAUGCCUCACAUUUCAAUUUCAGAGCUGACAUAUUUACAUUAAUUCUUCGUAGAAUUUGUAAACCAAAUCUAGCCGCUGAUCCCAUUGCCCAUCAAGCUAUCGAAACGAUCGAGGGCUUGUUUAAUGCUGAUGAUGAAGGUGGAAUUUCCUUAGAUAUUGUAAGAAUAUUGUGCAAGAUUAUGAAAGUGAGAAACUAUAAUAUAGAAGAAUCUGUACUGAAUAUGUUGCUUUCUUUAGAUGUCCUGCAUGACUAUGAUCCUAAUACAAAAGACGAUGACAGCUUAACUCCAAUGAAACUCAAGAAGAAGGAUAGAGUCCAUUUGUCUAAAAAACAAAGAAAAAUGAGAAAGGAGAUGAAAGAAAUUGAAAAGGAAAUGGAACAAGCUGAACAGGUUGUUUCUGCCGAAGAAAGGGAAAAAAAUCAAUCCCAAAUUCUAAAAAGUGUUUUGGCAUUAUAUCUUAAUAUCCUAAGGAAUAAAUCUGUGAAAUUGAUAGGCCCUGUCCUGGAGGGUCUGGCUAAGUUCGGUAAUAUGGCAAAUUUUGACCUUUUAGGUGAUUUUUUGGUGAUAAUGAAAGAAAUCAUUAAUGAUACUGAACUAGAUAGCCUGUCCCCUGAAGAAGUGCGCAAGGUGUUGUUGUGUAUAGUCAGUGCAUUUUCAAUCGUCUCAAAUAAUAGCAAUAUGAAAAUUAGUAUUGAUCUUACGACAUUCGCUGAUGCCCUGUACUCAAUAUUACCAUAUGUUUCCCUUGACGCAGACAUAGAAUUGUCGUAUAAAUCAUUAAGGCUGGCAGAUCCAUUAAAUAAUGAAAUAAUUAAACCUUCUGUUAAUGUUUCUACGAAGGCCGAACUUUUAUUGAAGGCGCUUGAUCAUGUCUUCUUCAGAUCAAAAUCUGGAAGUAAACAAAGAGCUGCUGCAUAUACAAAGCGUCUAUAUACGUGUAUGCAACAUACUCCCGAGAAGACCACAAUUGCAUUGUUAAAAUUCAUUGAUAAAUUAAUGAAUAAAUAUCCAGAAUUAUGUGGGUUAUAUUCCACCGAAGAUAGGAUAGCGAAUGGUAAUUUUAACAUGGAAACAGAUGUAGUGUCAAGAAGUAAUCCAGAUGCUGCCACGUUAUGGGAACAUACUAUUCUUACAAAGCAUUACUGUCCGACUGUCGUGAAGGGUGUACGUUCCUUAGGAACAAGAUCGAAGGAAUAUUCGAAAUGA
Messenger RNA from Naumovozyma dairenensis CBS 421, 1992 nucleotides. RefSeq names its product Noc3p (gene NOC3). Gene Ontology annotation, cellular component: nucleolus. Gene Ontology annotation, biological process: DNA replication initiation. Gene Ontology annotation, molecular function: chromatin binding. The transcript has a single exon. Bases 1 to 1992 code for a protein of 663 amino acids. The record is from RefSeq and is a predicted model, not a curated record. NCBI's taxonomy places the organism in Eukaryota, Fungi, Ascomycota, Saccharomycetes, Saccharomycetales, Saccharomycetaceae.